AUGAAACUCAGUCAGUCAUCGUCGACAGUGAGUGUUGAAAUGGCGCAGAAAGGAGUUCAGCUGGACCGUGAAUCUUUCUCUUGUUCCAUCUGUUUGGAUCUACUGAAGGAUCCGGUGACUGUUUCCUGUGGACACAGUUUCUGCAUGAUCUGUAUUCAAACCUACUGGGAUAAAGAGGAUGAGAAGAAGAUCUACAGCUGUCCUCAGUGCAGACAGGCCUUCACACCGAGGCCAGUCCUGAUGAAAAACACCAUGUUAGCAGGUUUAAUGGAGGAACUGAAGAAGAGCAGACUUCAAGCUGCUCCUGAUGAUCCCUCUGAUGCUGGACCUGAAGAUGUGGCCUGUGAUUUCUGCAGUGGGAAAAAACUGAAAGCUGUCAAGUCCUGUCUGCAAUGUCUGGCUUCUUACUGCCAGAUUCACCUCCAGCCUCAUUAUGAAUCACCUACAUUUAAGAAACACAAGCUGGUGGAGCCCUCCAAGAAUCUCCAGGAGAACGUCUGCUCUCGUCAUGAUGAGGUGAUGAAGAUCUUCUGUCGCACUGACCAGCAGUCUAUCUGUUCCCUCUGCUGUUGGGACCAACACAAAGGCCACGACACAGUCCCAGCUGCAGCAGAAAGGACUGAGAGGCAGAAAGAUCUGGAGGAGAGUCGAGAAAACAUCCAGCAGAGAAUCCAGGACAGAGAAGAAGAUGUGAAGCUGCUCCAACAGGAGGUGGAGGCUAUCAACGGCUCUGCUGAUAAAGCUGUGGAGCACAGCCAGGAUAUCUUCAGCCAGCUGAUCCGUCUCAUGGAGAAACAUCACUCUGAAGUGGAGCAGCAGGUCAGAUCCCAGCAGAAACGUGAAGUGAGUCGAGUCAAAGAGCUUCAGGAGAAGCUGCAGCAGGAGAUCACUGAGCUGAAGAGGUUUGAUGCUGAUCUGCUGAAGCUCUCACUCACAGAGGACCACAACCAGUUUCUGCUCAGCUACCCCUCACUGUCAGGACCGGGUCAACCUGCAGACUCAUCCAGGAUCAACAUCCGUCCUCUGAGAUACUUUGAGGAGGUGACAGCAGCUGUGUCAGUGGUCAGAGAUAAACUCCAGGAUCUUCUGACAGAGACAUUGACAAACAUCUCACAGGCAGUGACUGAAGUGGAUGUUUUACUGUCAGAACCACCAGAACCAGAACCCAAGACCAGAGCUGGUUUCUUAAGAUAUUCACAAAGAAUCACACUGGAUCCAAACACAGCACAAAGACAUUUGUUAUUAUCUGAUGGAAACAGAAGAGCAACAUAUACAAAACAAAAACAGUCUUAUCCUGAUCAUCCAGACAGAUUCACUGAUUUUCUUCAGGUCCUGAGUAGAGAGAGUCUGACUGGACGUUGUUACUGGGAGGUGGAGCGGAGAGGGGACAAGGUUUGGAUAGCAGUCUCAUACAAGACUAUCGGGAGAGAAGGGGACUCACAUGAUUGUUUAUUUGGAAACAAUGACAAAUCUUGGAGAUUAGACUGUUAUAAAGACAGGUAUGAAUUUAGGCACAACAAAGUCAUCACUCGUGUCUCAGGUCCUUGGUCCUCCAGAGUAGGAGUGUACCUGGAUCACAAAGCGGGUAUUCUGUCCUUCUACAGCGUCUCUGAAACCAUGACUCUCCUCCACAGAGUCCAGACCACAUUCACUGAGCCACUACAUGCUGGACUGACAUUAUUAUGGUCUAAUGGAGACUCUGCUGAGUUUAUUGAAGUAAAAUAA
This is a messenger RNA of Xyrichtys novacula (pearly razorfish), 1725 nucleotides long. NCBI's taxonomy places the organism in Eukaryota, Metazoa, Chordata, Actinopteri, Labriformes, Labridae. The record is from the annotation of a GenBank genome assembly.